AUGAUUCCGGGGUGCAAUCGGCCCCAGAACGGCCAUAGCGCUGCGGAAAGUGAACGAGGGAUGAACUCUGCACCAAUCAUACCUGAUCCACGACCAUCCCCUGAAACUCAAGCCUCCGAGCCAUCCUCCGAAGACCCUCCUCCAGAUUCCUUCCGGGGGGCUGGAAUCUCGUUCGCUUCAAAACCUCUGCGACCGCCGUGGCUAUCGUGGCUCCCCGAGCAUGGGGACGACCGUUCGGAACCACGACUUGGUCUUGACAGCAACGGGCUAUGUCCAGGCUGCGCCGAAUUGAUUACCAUGUCGGUCAGAAGCCCAACUCUGACGUUCGAGGUUCCACCGAAUCCUCGCAUUCGGUACCGAUUGCAGGACGGCUGCAAACUAUGUCCGCUGCUUUUCUACACCUACAGACAACGCCUGUCCCCAGCUACUAAUUUCACUCCUCAAGUCACUCCUCAAGGCUAUCUGGAGAUGGUCACCUUUUCCCUCGUGAAGCAGACUCCACUAACCCUGAACAUUAUCCGAGGGCCUAGGUCACACUAUAGUGAUUCGGCUGGGCCGCCUGGUGCGGGCGACACGAUUUGUGUGGCAGUGAAGGCUCUUCUGCGUAGGAACGUCUUUGAGAAGCCUUGGGACGAGAAGAAAAUGCUAGAGGAUCUGGGGACAUUCAUUGCCCUGUGUGUGGACCAAGAUAUGGAGACAAUCCCAUCUAGGGCGCAGCCUAUCGUGGUCAGGGACACCUCGGAUAGAUUCGAGCCACCGCUAGUGCUCGAAUGGCUAGAACGCUGCCAACAGGAACACACACUCUCGUGCUCAUUAAGCAGCCAGGGCUUUCCGGAGACACUCACGCUGGUAGACUGCGUCGAGAGCCAGAUUUGCCGGCACGGCCAUACAAGCCACCCAUGCGGCUCGAAAUGCCCCGGUAAGAGACUCGGGACCGUCGAUGUGGCCCCUUUCCAGCUUGACGGAUCUAGUUUCGAGUAUAUAGCUCUCAGUUACGUGUGGGGGACGACAAAACCGGCCAAAGGACAGGUUGAGGACGGUUUGAAUCCACCACCUCCUUCAUCCAUCGCUCUCGGUCCCCGUCUGGACCAGGUAGCGCAUACUAUUUUCGACGCUAUCCAGGUAACGACGGCUUUAGGACGGCGAUAUCUCUGGGUCGACCAAUACUGCAUCGACCAAGAGAACCCCGUCAAGAAACGAGCCCAGAUCAAGCAGAUGCGACGGAUCUAUGGCAACGCCGACUUCACCAUAGUCGCCGCCGCUGGCAAAGACGCGAAUUACGGCCUCCCGGGUGUAGGCGAGCGGCCAAGGAGACACCCACCCACCCUCAAGGUCGGUAGUGUCACAGUUCGGGUGGUACCACUGUUACCCUCGAAGAGUAUCCCCUCAUCGAUGUGGGCAUCGCGCGGAUGGACAUUCGAAGAAGCAUUUCUAAGCCGCAGACGGCUCGUCUUUCUCGAAGACCAGCUGUACUUUGAGUGUAAUCUGGGACACGCAUGCGAGCGCAUCUUACACUCGCCGGAAGCUUGCCUCAGUAACAAUCCGAGUAUGUCGCUUCUUACCAUCUACGGCUCCAAUGCCGAGGCGAGGAAGGAGGCACUGUUGCGAGAAAUCUUGCAAGAAAGCCCGCCAAGCCACGCAUACCAGCCUAAUCCGCCGUCGAGAGAAAGCGAUGAUAUCGAAGCCUACAUUCAGCAUGGCCUACUCCCCUAUCUCCAGGCCGUGAGGGCGUAUAGUAAGCGGACACUUACCGACCCCUCCGACUCGUUGCAUGCAUUUGUGGGCAUGUUGGAACACUUCCAGCACGCUAUAGCAACCCCUCUCUGCCACACUUGGGGAGUUCCAGUCCCUGCAACCCUCGCCGUCAGGCACGCGGACGCAGUCCGUUUCUUCACGACGGGUCUGGCCUGGAAUCACGGGGGUGACGGGAAGCCUAAAGGUAACUGGGGCUGGGUCCAUAACCCACCUUGCCAUCGCAGAACGGACUUUCCCUCGUGGUCAUGGGCUGCUUGGGAGGGCAUGAAGGAGUUUCCCUCAAGUUUCGAGACCGGCGGCCAUGGGCUGCUGAGUGACGUCACAUGCGAUGUGAUGUUUCGAGAUGGCGACAAGGGCGCCAGCAACAUCAGCUUGGAUGAUAUUGUGCAACUAAACAGGGCCCAUGGUCCUGCUAAGGAUCACCCGCGUAUCCUGGUGAUGUCUGCUCAAGUCAUUCCCAACCACGUCUUCACUGAGUGCCUCCAGGCCUUGGAUGUCACGCUUGAUGGUGCCGACCCCAACACUAGCGACGACACUUGGGAGGGAAGGCUAGGGAGUGGCGGUGAUUAUGUAUGCGUCUGGCUUGGCCGGCUUGGGUCUUACGGAUAUUGUCUUGUGCUCGCCAGAAGAAGCAAGGGUUGGAGGAGACGAGACAAAGUGCUCCAUCAGAGAUUAGGCAUUGUUCAAAUUGCUCUUGAGGGGAGUGAGGUAAAAUGUUUGGGGUUGCCUGAAUGGGACAGGAAGCUUUUCGAGAUAGAGUAG
This is a messenger RNA of Fusarium fujikuroi IMI 58289, 2517 nucleotides long. Its product is annotated as related to tol protein. The transcript has a single exon. The record is from RefSeq and is a predicted model, not a curated record. Bases 1 to 2517 code for a protein of 838 amino acids. NCBI's taxonomy places the organism in Eukaryota, Fungi, Ascomycota, Sordariomycetes, Hypocreales, Nectriaceae.